AUGAUAUUCUGCAAUAUUUUUUUCAGAAGUCUGUUAACCUUCACAAUUAUUUUCUUAUUAAUUUUGACCUUAAUUAAUGCUAAAUCUUCCAAUUGCUUCUAUCUACCCAGCAUUGCAUUAAACGGCGGUACCUAUGACGAAUUUAAUGCUCCCGAAAUUAAACAGUGUUGUAUUGCUUGUGCUAGAGAUCCUUGCUGCAUAGCAUAUACAUUUGAUGAGGAAAAUCAUCGCUGUUUUAUGAAAUCAGCAAUUUCAAAUUCUUUUAAAAAUACUGGAAUGACUUCUGGAUUAAAAGCUAAUACACACCAUGGCCUCGGAGCGUUCUUAAAAAAUAUAAAAAUCCAUGGCGGCACUGCUUCCGUAAAAGUUAACCUUCCAAACAAUGAGGAUUGUAUGCAAUAUUGUACAGCUUAUGGAAUAUAUUCGUGGAAUCCUCUCCCACCAAUUCCAAUAACAACAACCCCAAAUAAUUUACCUACAAAAGAAACAACAACAAUAACCAAUACAUCCCCUCAAUUUACACCAAUUAAAUUACCCUCUGAUGAGGAAUCUUCUUCAGAAAUAUUUAAAAUAAAUAACUUAAUAGAAGAACAACAACUUUUUCAGAAACAAGGGGAAUGUGUUUGUAUGGCUAGAAUAGCAGCGUUAGAAUAUUCCUUUGGGUCGCGUUCAGCUAUAUUCCCGCCUGUUUCUAGUUUAAACUUGUGA
Meloidogyne enterolobii is the source of this 708-nucleotide messenger RNA. Lineage: Eukaryota; Metazoa; Nematoda; Chromadorea; Rhabditida; Meloidogynidae. The record is from the annotation of a GenBank genome assembly.